Messenger RNA from Bolinopsis microptera, 3056 nucleotides. RefSeq lists its product as uncharacterized. The coding region runs from base 197 to 2572 and encodes 791 amino acids. The transcript is spliced from 2 exons. The record is from RefSeq and is a predicted model, not a curated record. Lineage: Eukaryota; Metazoa; Ctenophora; Tentaculata; Lobata; Bolinopsidae.
AUAAUUAGUAGUAAAUGAACUUCCUUCUCCAGCUUACAGAAUGAUUACUUCACUAUAAAGUUUGACUAGCUUUUCAAGACAUCCUAGCGUUUCAACUUCUUUAUAAAAUCUUCUUGUCGUCCUGGAAUCUCUUCACCUCAAAUGAUCCUUUUGCGGCACGUGUAUCAGAAAUAAUAUAUCAAACCUAUAAGACACCAUGGACACGUCUACGUCCAAAGGGUCAAUGUUUGAUGGUCUUCAACUGUUCGGCAAAACCGACGCCAAAUUCUCCAUGACAAACUCCCUACAAAGCUACGGAUCAUCAAGCAGUCGUCCUCUCCACAACUCCAACUACCAGUUCGACAAUUCCUCCUCCGUCCUCCUCCCCCCAGGUCCAUCCCACGAGGGCACUUCUCUGCCGAGUAACCUGAUCGAAGAAGAGGAACUUCCUCCAGACAGCUACCCUUUAGAACCUCACUCUCUUGAUCCCCGCCAGAUGGGUCCUCGGAGAGACAUGACCCCUGGUAAUCGACCAAGGAGCAGUUCAGGGGAGCGACAGAUGUCACAAAGUGCAGCUUCUGGGUUACCAAAAACCUGGACCAGAUCCAGUAAACCUGUGGUACGUGAGCAUGGCAGUACUCCAGCAGUUAAUAAAGCCUCUCAGGAUGAGCUUGCUCCUUUACCAACAAUUUCAUUCAGAGGAUCUGCACCUGCCUCUAGGGAGGUAUCAAAAGAGAAACCACCAAACCUUCCCAGAUUUUCACCGGAACCGAUGAAAGAGUCUAACAAAACAACGUUCUUCUUUGAUAGAGCCUCAUCUGAGAUCGAGCAUUUUGAGCUUGAUUUGAAUGGUAUAAAGAUCGAUCAUGAUUCUGGUAGCAGUGAGAUAUUAGAGGAGAUGAAACUGUGUGAAGACACUAUCAGAGCUAGUUCAUUGUUGUCAAUUCAUAAACUGCUUAAGUUUGAGAAAUCUGCCAGUCUGGUUAAGGAACUGCAGACAAAAAUAAAAACAGCUAUUGAUACGAACUCAUACGAUGAGGCCGAUAAACUGCAGAAUUCUUUAGAUGAUGUCCUCAAAGACGUACAGCAAUCUCAACUAUUACAAUUCCAGCCUCCCAGACAACUUGACUCAACUGAAGACAAGCUCAGAAGUCUGAAUACAAAAAGGAAACAUCACGUUGAGUCUUUGAAGAAUUUCUGUGUUGGACUGGACGAACUAUCAACGAGAUUCAGAUCAAUAACAAAAAAGAUAGAAGUUCAGUGUUCGUCCAAGAUCGACAAACAAAAGCAGGAAUUAGCUAGUGCUCAGAACGCUCUAGAUUGUCGGAUGAAACAUCUUACAAUUGACACGGACUAUUUGGAGCAAAGGGAAACUAAUUUAUUGAAUGAACUUCGAGUCAGUACAGACGACCAUAAUCUACAGAUGCAAUACCAAGAUGAGCUGCUUGUAGGUGUACAAUCUGAGAUCAAAAUUCUUGAAGAGCGACUUAGAAAACUCAAGUCGCAAGAAAAUGCAAUCCUUGAAGAAAAGAAGAAACUUAUCGUCGACAAAGUUGAAGCUGAAAAACUACAUCAACAAAAGCUGUUGGACAUGAAAAAGGAAAAAGACAGUUGUCAUAUUAAAUCAGUUUCCUUGGAGAAUGAUAAAUCAAACCUUGCCAAGCAGACAGCCGAUUUUGAAACCUACUCCUCAAAACUUGAUAAAAUAAACUCAAUUCAGGACAGAGUGAACGACAACCUUACCGAACUGAAGACCAAAACAUGCGAUUCAAUUUCUGCCAACGAAGGUUUAAUAAUCAACGAAGUGCACGUCUCAGUCUCUACUGACGUUUCUAAUAAACUCUCUAUCCCGGAGUCUCUGUCUGAUAUUAUCAAUGAAAUAUCUACUCAAGAAAAGCUCAUUGAGUUGAAAUCAAGUGAUGUGUUUGACCAUCAGCGGAAGAUUUCUCAGUUGAAAAGUGAUGAGCUCAUGGCAAAGACAAAUUUACAGAAUUGUCAAGGUUUAAAGAGUGAAGCCAUUAAUAAAAAGCGUUUUCAGGACGCUGCUAAACUAUCAAAAGAGGAAGCCGAAAUCGAUUCCCACCUAAAUUCACUUACUGAAAACAUUGCUGAAGUUGAAAAAACAAGGCAAGAAGACGAGUCAGAGCUGGAAAACUACUCCAAAGCAUUAGGAGAACUCUUAGACAAAGCUGCGAUACAACAAUCGUUAUUCGACAAAGAAUGCUACAAAGCUUUAAUAUCAAACCUUAUCUCCACUCUAACCUCUCUGAAGGCAAUACCCUCCGACAUCAGCACAAUAUCUCGAUCUCUUCUAGAAUACGAUGCUUGCUACACCUACUCCUUCCUAAACAUGGUUAAACGCAGGACUGUAGGAGUUGUUGAAGGAGCUGAUGAGCUGAGUACUGAAUGUGAGGAGAGUGUUGAGCUAUUGCUGAGGAAAAUAGGAGAGGAAACUAAGCUGUUUAACUCUGAGGUGGUCAGGUUGAAAAAUGAGAUUGAUGAAGCUUUGAAGAAUAACGAUUUUGUGAAAGCUGAGAAGUUGAGUCCUAAGUAUGAUUUGAUAGCAAAUUUACAUGGUUGUAAAGACUCUUAGCUGUCUGGCAAAGUUUUAAAUUAUAAUAUUAUAUUCUUUUGUUUAAGUCAUGAUUUAGUGACGGUGCGUUGUCAACUUUUACAUAUUGUGGCUUUUUGUUUUGGCAUGGUAUCUUAUAAAAUUAUGUGGUAUGCAGAUUUUAAUGUAUGUAGAUGGUUAAUUUUAGGUGUUUUUGUAUUCCGUUUAUUAAGAUAAUCUUUGAUAUAAUAACAUAUCCAUUGUUUAUUACAAUAAUCAUGAAUUAAACAAGUUAAACAUGCUCUUCUUAAAAUUUAGCAUGAUUAAUAUUUGUGUUUUAAUUGACAAUAAACUAUGCUUAUUGUUGUCUAAUUAUAAUAUUUUAAAAGUAUAAUUUAGUGUCGUAAAAUACAUACUUUAAUAGAUUUCUAAACUUACAUAUUAUCCAUUUUGCUGUCUGACUUUUGACUGCCGAGAAAUUUUCAUCACAAGACAGAAUAACCGUUUAUUUCAGCUGCGUUUCGUU